This is a messenger RNA of Musa acuminata AAA Group (dessert banana), 1809 nucleotides long. RefSeq names its product cleavage stimulating factor 64-like. The record is from RefSeq and is a predicted model, not a curated record. The coding region runs from base 208 to 1446 and encodes 412 amino acids. The transcript has 8 exons. Lineage: Eukaryota; Viridiplantae; Streptophyta; Magnoliopsida; Zingiberales; Musaceae. Gene Ontology annotation, biological process: mRNA 3'-end processing.
AGAUUUGGAUGGGCUCUAAUCGACGUCGAAAGCCUCACCUUUGUGCCCUAAGCCCAGUCUUUCCUCUCCUCGUCUAAUCUUCUUCCUCCGCUGCCGCCCUGCCCUCUCCUCGCGAACGGCCAACGACCCGCCGACCGCUGCGCCGGGCCGGCGAACAGAGAAGUGUUUGGGAGAUCCAUAGAGUUGAAGUUGGAAGAGAGGAGGAGGAUGAGCGCACAGCAGCCUCAGCAGCAGCAGCAAGUGGCCAACAGCUUCACCUCACAGUUUGCAGUCAUGUCCAAGGCCCAACUCUAUGAUAUCCUCUGUCAAAUGAAAGCUUUGAUAGAACAAAACCAGCAAGAGGCUAGGCAGAUCCUCAUCGACAACCCUCUCCUGACUCGAGCUCUCUUCCAGGCACAAAUAAUGCUUGGAAUGGUACAAUCUCCUAAUGUGAUGUCCAACACUCAACAAUCUUGGCAACAACCACAACCAUCACAAGUCGGACAGCCACAGAUUGUUCACAGUUUGCAGACAGUGCCUGCUAAAGUUGGAGAACAAUCUGAACCUGGUUCAUCUCAAUCACUGUUAUCAGCUAGACAACAGCAUCCAACACAACCAUCCAUUUCUCUUCCACUUGCAUCUGGUUCAUCUCAAUCACUGCUAUCUGCUAGACAACAGCAUCCAACACAACCAUCCAUUUCUGUUCCACCCGCAUCUGUUCCACCGUUGACCUUCCAAUCGAAGGCAAUGCCAUUGCCACUUUCAGAACCACAAACUAAGGGCUUUCUGAAUCUCCAAGUUCCUUCAGUAACACCUAUACAAUCUUCCCAGAUUCAAAAUAUAUCUCAACCCAACCCUGCUGCUCCACAUUACUCAAAUCUUCCAUCCCAUAUGCCGAUGAUCUCUGUACAUCCACAGCAAACUUUGCAGAAUCCUGGACUUUUCAAUCAACUCCUGCAGCCGCCAUUACCACUGCAGCCUAGACAGGUUGCAAUGCAACCUUUUGCUCUUCAGUUUCAUCCACAGAUGCCUCACUCGCUUGGUCUUCAACCAUCCAGUCUACCUCAACAGCUUUUAUCACAACCCUUGUUUCAUUCAGGUAUCACACCUCCAUCGUCCUUCCCACAAGGUCAGGCACCACUUCCAAGUCAGCCACCACAGCAUCUUUAUCAGCAGGUUGGUUCUUCACACGUAGGCACAGAUUAUGGCACCCAAGUCAGCACCUCCAUGCAAAAAGACAGGGGCGCUCCUUGGGUACUUGGCUCCCAACUGCCAGGACUCCCACCGAUGAUUUCUGGACAGAUGGUCACAGGCACCAGUGGCCAGCCACCUCGGGCUCCACCAUUGACACCAGAAAUGGAAAAGGCAUUGCUUCAGCAGGUUAUGGGCCUCACACCAGAACAGAUCAAUCUUCUACCCCCGGAGCAAAGGAAUCAAGUGCUUCAACUACGGGAAAUGCUAAAAUGAUUACGAUAUGGGCCUUUCAUUUAUCUUGCGUGCUUUUGAUAACCGGCUCUCUCCAUAUUUGCUGACCUGAAUCAACAGUGGAGUGCGACUUGCUGCUUCCAAUGUGUUCUACAGUUCAGGCGAUUUAUGUAAGCUGCACUGUAGUGUUCGUUGGCCUAACACAGAAUUCCCAGUGUGUUUUUGCUGGUGGCGGAAGCAUCUUGUGUGAGGUACUUCAGGGCCGGUGGUGAUGGUAGGAGUAUAGUUGUCAAAGGCAGACCGAAUUGAUUGGUCGAUUGGCAAUCGAGAAUCCAACCGUUGGCUAGUUACAUUUUUAGAUUGGAUAAAUUUUUUAUUCCAUAUAUACUAAAAUGUGUUUGAAUA